This is a messenger RNA of Malania oleifera, 1366 nucleotides long. RefSeq lists its product as uncharacterized. The record is from RefSeq and is a predicted model, not a curated record. Lineage: Eukaryota; Viridiplantae; Streptophyta; Magnoliopsida; Santalales; Ximeniaceae. The transcript is spliced from 2 exons. The coding region runs from base 96 to 1118 and encodes 340 amino acids.
ACUUUAAAGUAGCUUUUUCUACUAUUCAUUUUUUUCUUCUUGGUUUCGUAUUGUAUAUAUAGGCACUUACACCCUACCUCGAACUAGCUGCCACCAUGAGCUCAUCAUCCCCCAAUCCAUUCCCUAGAAUCAAAACCAGAAAUGGUGACAUUCAAGGAUUUCCUGGCGGUAGUCUCACAGAAUUGGCAAGGGUUGAGGAUGCUGCCUUCAUCUUGCUGAACUAUGAUGAAGGUUAUACUAUUCGAGUGGUUCGCGUCGGAGACUUUGCCAUCCGUAUGGUGAUGCGAUCUCGAGACUCUAAGAGCAUUGUUUUGAUCACGACCUGUAUGGUGGAAGGCCUCCACUGGCCCCUCACUAGAGAUGCACCUGUGAUUCGCGUCGGUGACUAUAGCUUUGCUUUUGCCUUGCCCGACCUCCUCUAUGGUGUGUCCUUCCCGAGGAAGGUAGGAGAGGAUACCAUGGACUCUUUGGGGAUGGUGUUCAGGAAGUUUGGAUUCUAUGAGGACAAUAGAGGAGAUGCACCAAUCGGACUCCGCAACACGGACCCAAACUUUUGGAUGAUUUGGCGGCCCAAACUUGAGGAAAUCAUGAACAAAUACUUGGUCAAGUUCGGCCAUAGGCCAGGAGGAUUACCCUCCAUCCUGGGUUACCGGAAAGCUGACCUACUAAGGGUAAUUCGAAUGUCAGCAACCACCCAUUUGAUUAGCAAGGGCACACUUUUGGACCUCCUUAAUCCCUUCAGCACUCUUAUAACCAUUCAUGAUACCACCUCAUGCUUGUCCAAGCAAACCUCACAAAUUGAUGGGUUGAAUACAAAACUAGAUGACGUGAUUUAUCCAAGUGUAACCAUUUUUAACAAGCUGGUUGAAGCUGUGGAGCUCAUGUGGGCACUAACGACAGGAAAAUCUCACUUGUUGGAGAAGCACCAGCCGACAGAAUGCUUGAUGCCGCAGUUGGCUUUUAAGACUUGGACACUAAACCCCAAUGGUAUUCUCUUUCUAAUGCAAAUGUUGUCGCACAUCACCACCCAGAAAGAAUCUGCUUAUGGAGGGAAAGGCACUCAAACGAUGGAUAGACAGGAGAUCAAGUUUCCCAUUCUAGAAGAAUAUGAUAUAUAGGUAAUAUGGUGGUUCAGCAUCUAAUUAAGGAUUCAUUCUCUUUGAAUAAACAGAGUUAACUAGAAUAAAUACAUAAGAAAUACUCUAUUUGGUUUCUUAUGUUCACAUGUGUGUCCCUAGACUAUGGUAUCUUUAUGUGUUUGUUUGCCUUUAUUUUGGAGUCUAUAAAUAUACAUAUAUGGUCAGUUUGUACUCAAGAGUAAUCUAUAAUAUUUUCCAUGCUAUAUUGUGCCUCCCAACUUAACAAA